Molecule: messenger RNA, 1521 nt
Organism: Pseudomyrmex gracilis
Lineage: Eukaryota; Metazoa; Arthropoda; Insecta; Hymenoptera; Formicidae
Product: ubiquitin domain-containing protein UBFD1-like
Exons: 5
Coding region: 203-1078 (291 amino acids)
Molecular function (GO): cadherin binding; RNA binding
Source: RefSeq, a predicted model, not a curated record
GUGCUGGUGUACAGGGAGGGCGGAGAAGCUAUCACAGAUUUUCAUAUGGUUCUGGCCGCUCUCCAGUCUUCUCUUUGCUAAUAAGUAUUUAGUUCUGCUGAACGCGGCCAUUAGAUUAUAGAACUGUGUGUAGUGUGUGUGUGUAUUAUAUGUGUGUAGCAGUCUGUGAUAAUUUUGAUUGGCCAACGGUACACGGUUCAACAUGGAGUACGUAGAUACUGCCAAAAAUGAUAACAAUGACAGCUGUUGCAAUUCAUCCCCCUGUUCAGAACUGACAUCAAAUCCAAAGUCUACUGAAAAUUUAACAACAGAAACCAAGGAAUCAUUAACAGAACAUGAAACAAACAGCAAAUCACAGGAUGCAGCUGAAAAUAAUUUACAACAACAGUUACCUAUGGAAAAUAUAAAUUUUACAGUGGUUUAUAAUAAACAGAAAAUUAGUGUAAAUUUUGCUCUAGAUAGUACAGUUGCUGAACUGAAAACACAUUUGCAAAAAAUCAUUUCAGUACCACAAGCAAUGCAAAAAGUUAUGUUUAAAGGAUUAGCCAAAGAUGAUCAGACUCUUAGGAACUUGGGAGUAACAAAAGGUGCCAAAGUCAUGAUAGUUGGAUCAAAGUUAGAUGAUGUAUUGGCUGUGUCAAUUCCAACAAAACAAGACCUCAUUGAUGAAGCUGUUUCUUCAGUGAGCAAAGAACCUCUAUCACAACAAAAAAUACAUAGGAAAGUCUUAGAUAAAGGUAUCCCAGAAGAUGUGAUGCCAGGAAUAUUAGAUAGCAAGGAACCUCUGCCUGAAUUUCCAUUAGCUGGAAUGUUAAACAAAUCUGGGGGAAAAGUUAGAUUAACAUUUAAAUUGGAACAAGAUCAAUUGUGGAUUGGUACAAAAGACAGAACAGAUAAAAUACCUAUGAAUUCAAUCAAAGAUGUUCACAGCGAACCCAUUCAUGAUCAUCCUGAAUAUCAUAUUAUGGGAAUACAAUUAGGAACCACCGAAGCAUCAAGGUAUUGGAUAUAUUGGGUCCCUGCGCAGUACAUAUCUGCUAUUAAAGACGCCAUUCUUGGCAAAUGGUGUUACUUUUGAUUGAUAGUGGCUCGAAAUUUCAAUGUCUGUAAGAGUAAAACUUUUAAUCGGGUGUAAACAAUGACAUAAAUACUGCUGUUACAUUGACACAAAAAUUGUCAGCUAGUCACACACGUUUCUAUCAGUAAGUAAUAAUUUAUUCUGAGUUGCGCAUUAUUAAGAACGCCCAAUAAAUGUAGUCUAUUUCGCUAAGAAACUAAUUUAGGUGACUAGUCUUGAUUUGUUGGGAAAAAAGAUGCAAUUAUACUCUGACAAUUUUUCGUAUUUUCAUAUAGUCAACAUUUAAGUAUACCCUGAAUUUUUCUACACAACUGUGUGAAUGUAAGUUAGACAGUUUUUUUUACAUAAAAACUGUGAUUAGUGAAACUUCCAUGAUUAAAAAUAUAUGUUGUGAUAAUAUUGUAUGUUUGACUACAAUUAAAAUUUUUUCUUUUUAUUGUUGA